AUGCCCAAAGAUACGUCUAUCGAGGAUGAGUGUUCGAUCUCGAAGACCUGGAGGACGGGCAGGAUCAGCAGCGGCGCACCGGGUACGUACAUGUCCCCCGCACAUACGAAUUUCAAAGUUGAUGGUCGCCAGGAUGUGUCUCGCAACCAGAUAAGGGAAAGGCAACCGCGUUUCUUGCUUAUGUGGAAUGAGAUUCUAAACAUAUUCUCGCAUCUCAUAGGAUCAGUACUAUUCUUUGCACUUCCAAUACCGGUAUACUAUUCCUUGCAGCCGAGAUACGGCACGGCAACCACAGCAGACGUUGUCGUAUUCUCUACCUUCUUUUUCGGUGUCGCAAUUUGCUUUGCGCUAUCUGCAACUUUUCACGUCUUCAACAACCACAGCGAAAGCAUUCACGUCUUCGGUAAUCAGCUCGACUACCUUGGCAUCGUGAUACUCAUGUGGGGCUCCACCAUCCCGUGCGUUCACUAUGGCUUCUAUUGUACACAACGACUACAAACUACAUAUUACACCCUCGUCUCGGUCUUAGCAGCAGGCUGUGUCUACGCGACGCUUCACCCAGCUUUCCGUCGUCCAAAGUAUCGUCCAUACCGCGCAGCCAUGUAUUCUGGGCUUGGCCUCUCGUUCAUCAUCCCCAUCGUUCAUGGCUUGUUGAAGUUUGGCUGGGAGACGCAAAUGUGGAGGAUGAGUCUGGACUGGAUGGCGUUGAUGACGGCAUUCAACCUUACCGGCGGCGCGUUGUACGCUAUGAGAAUCCCAGAGAAAUGGUAUCCCUAUCGAUUUGAUAUCUGGGGCUCAAGCCACCAGAUUAUGCAUUGCCUCGUUGUCUGUGCUGGCAUUGCCCACCUGUUUGGUCUGCUGAGAGCAUUUGAUCACGUACAUGGAUAUGGAAACGUCUGUAUGACAUGA
Alternaria postmessia is the source of this 909-nucleotide messenger RNA. RefSeq lists its product as uncharacterized. Lineage: Eukaryota; Fungi; Ascomycota; Dothideomycetes; Pleosporales; Pleosporaceae. Gene Ontology annotation, cellular component: membrane. The record is from RefSeq and is a predicted model, not a curated record. The coding region runs from base 1 to 909 and encodes 302 amino acids. Gene Ontology annotation, molecular function: signaling receptor activity. The transcript is spliced from 5 exons.